This is a messenger RNA of Strongylocentrotus purpuratus (purple sea urchin), 1021 nucleotides long. RefSeq names its product cyclin-dependent kinases regulatory subunit. Gene Ontology annotation, cellular component: cyclin-dependent protein kinase holoenzyme complex; SCF ubiquitin ligase complex. Gene Ontology annotation, biological process: regulation of mitotic cell cycle. Bases 146 to 391 code for a protein of 81 amino acids. Lineage: Eukaryota; Metazoa; Echinodermata; Echinoidea; Camarodonta; Strongylocentrotidae. The record is from RefSeq and is a predicted model, not a curated record. The transcript has 3 exons. Gene Ontology annotation, molecular function: histone binding; ubiquitin binding; protein kinase binding.
GUAAUUCGAAAAUGUGCAUUGUGUAUAUUUUUGGGAUAUAUAUCGGCGACCGAAUUGAACGUGUGCUUGAAUUCCAGCAGAAGUAUCCCAUGAUAAUAUAACUUUUCUUUGUCUUAUAAAUCAUCUCAUAAUCAUUAAUACAAUCAUGAGUGCCAAGAACAUUUACUACUCAGACAAGUACUUCGCCGGAGACUUUGAAUAUAGGCAUGUGAUGCUGCCCAAAGACAUAGCAAAGCUAGUACCGAAUCAUCUAAUGUCUGAAAAAGAAUGGAGGGCGAUUGGUGUUCAGCAGAGCCAAGGAUGGAUAAACUAUAUGGUCCAUUCACCAGAGCCUCACAUCCUUCUCUUCAGGAGACCAAUCACAAAACCACUUGGGGAUCACAACCAAUGACCUGUGAGAUUCUGAGAGGAAUAUCAACCAGUGUUACAAUAUAGCCAUAAGAGCAAUGAACUGGAAAACAAACAUAUUUGUCAGCUGUGAAUUCUUCACCCAUCAAUACUGCUCCAUCUUUGGACACAAUUCAGAUGCAGACUUGGUGAAAAACACAAGGAAUGAUAAUUUGCUCUUUUUUUCAGAUGUAAUUUGUGUAUUCUAUUUAUGUAUCAAAUCAAUAGAUAUAUUGUGAAAUAAGAUAUCUUAUGCUUGGAUGAAAACGGGAGGAAAUCAAGUGCCUGCAAUAAAAGUCCAAACACUUAGUACCUUCAUUUCAUUUCUCUGGCAAUGCUAAUGCCUAUUCAGUAGUCACUUUGACUUUGUUAAGUUUGAUUGAACCCUUGUUUUUUUCCACUUCAUAAACUUCUUCAUGUACCCUCUCCAUUUCUAUAUUGACAUAUAACUUGAUCUUCGGUAAGCGUCACUAAAUUAAUAUAAAAGUGAUUCCGUUCAUUUCUCUUUGUACAAUUUUGACAAGAAGUACAACAGCAUCUCAGGAGUCAGAAUGGCGUUGAUGUUUGUGGUAAAAAUAUAUGAGUUGAACUUUAUGCCCUUCUGGCUGUCAGCAGGAGAUAUAGCAAAGAAAAA